Messenger RNA from Pseudophryne corroboree (corroboree frog), 3303 nucleotides. RefSeq names its product triokinase and FMN cyclase (gene TKFC). Gene Ontology annotation, molecular function: ATP binding; glycerone kinase activity. Gene Ontology annotation, cellular component: cytosol. Lineage: Eukaryota; Metazoa; Chordata; Amphibia; Anura; Myobatrachidae. The record is from RefSeq and is a predicted model, not a curated record. Gene Ontology annotation, biological process: glycerol catabolic process. The transcript has 18 exons. The coding region runs from base 260 to 2005 and encodes 581 amino acids.
GGCGUUAGGGAGGAAUAGUGACAGAGAGGCUGCUGCGGGCCUAGAGAGGGGCUGCUGGGAGUUGUAGUCCUACAGCAUCCUGUCUGCUUGUUGCAGCGUGUGCUCAGUGACAUAAAGCGACAUAAUCUAGCUGGCAAGGCUCAGUGACUGCGCAGCCUAUACUAAAUAAGCUCCAGGGACCUCGGUGCAGUCACCGGCUUCUUGGAUGUAGCAGCUGUACAUAAAGGAUACAUAAGUGCUGCCUAGAGAAGACUGCAAUAUGGAGGUCAGUAAGAAGCUCCUGAACUCUAUCCCUGGCUGUGUUGAUGACGUUCUACACGGCAUCACAUGUUGCUCCCCAGGGCUACGUGUAUUGCAGGGUCACCGUGUCGUUCUGCGCGCAGAUCUGGAUCGUAUAAAGGGGCGUGUAGCGCUGCUCUCUGGGGGGGGUUCAGGACAUGAACCAGCACAUGCAGGUUACGUAGGUCAUGGAAUGCUCACUGGGGUCAUUGCUGGGCCGGUCUUCACGUCACCUCCAGUUGGAAGCAUUGUAGCUGCAAUUAGGACAGUAGCACAAGCAGGAGCAGCGGGCGUUCUGUUGUUAGUGAAGAAUUACACAGGUGACCGUCUUAAUUUUGGUUUGGCUCUCGAGCGUGCACGAAGUGAUGGAGUGGAAGUGGAGAUGGCAGUGAUUGCAGAUGAUUGCGCCUUCAUCUCCCCUCGCAAGGCUGGACGCCGUGGCUUGUGCGGCAUCGUCCUGAUUCAUAAGAUAGCCGGAGCUCUCGCUCAGGAAGGAAAAAGUUUGCAAGAAAUUGUAUCCGUUGUGAAGUCAGCUGCUGCUGGAAUUGGUACGUUAGGGGUUAGUCUCUCUCCAUGCAGUGUGCCAGGCUCUGGACCCACCUUUCAACUUGCCGCUGAUGAACUAGAGCUUGGACUAGGAAUACAUGGUGAGGCCGGAGUACAGAGAUACAAGAUGGCGUCUUGUAAUGAAGUUGUGAAGAUUAUGGUAACACACAUGACAAACCAGGCUAGCCAGUCAAAGGUGAACAUACAGCCAGGUGACUCCAUUAUCAUCAUUGUGAAUAAUUUGGGUGGUUUAUCGUGUCUGGAGCUACAGGUCGUCGCCAGCUCAGCUGUACGUUUACUGGAGGAGCGGGGGUUCCUAAUAAUGCGCGCAAUGACCGGAUCCUUUAUGACGGCUCUUGAGAUGAGUGGCGUCUCCCUUACCCUAAUGAAGACAUCACCGGAAAUUCUGCGCCUCUUUGAUGUGGACACAUCUGCUCCUGCUUGGCCCAGAGUCCCACCUGUUCCUGUGACAGGCCAGACACGCACCUUCUCCUGUGCUCCUGAAAGCACGCAGCCAAUGGAAUCGCAGCGUGACGCUGUGUGUGUGCAGGUCUACAGCUGCGUGCUUGGAUGUGUGUGCAGCUCUCUUCUAGCUCUGGAGGAGGAGCUAAAUGAUUUGGACCGUGCCGCUGGGGACGGGGAUUGCGGGAGUACACAUGCAAGAGCAGCUCAUGCCAUCAGGGAUUGGAUAAGCAGCGGACAGCUUCCCUCUAACCCAGCACGUUUCCUUACAUCGCUGUCACACGUACUUCUGGAGAAAAUGGGGGGCACUUCUGGCGCGCUGUACAGUCUUUUCCUGAUGGCGGCAGCUAAGCCCUUGCAGGGUGAGUCAGGCCCACAAGCCUGGGCAGCAGCUAUGGAUGCUGGGAUAGAGGCCAUGAAGAGAUAUGGCGGAGCGGAGCCUGGUGACAGGACAAUGUUGGACUCUCUUUGUGCUGCCAAUGGUGUCCUUCAGUCUCUGCGGACCCAGCACUCUGAUGCCAUGGAGAUCCUAGGUUGCGCAGUGAAGAGUGCUUCCGAUGCUGCAGAAGAAACAAAACACAUGUUAGCUGGGGCUGGCAGGGCCAGCUACAUCGGAUCGUCCACCCUCAGCCGGCCGGAUCCCGGGGCUAAAGCUGCUGCAGCCAUCCUGCGGGCAAUAUGGGAGGGCUUGAAGGAAAGUUCUUCUCAAAGAAAAUAAUUCUUACAUAGAGGUUUUCCCCCUUCAAAGCAGCACAAUAUAUUUAAUUAUAUCCAAAUCCUGAUUAUACUCUCAGGUGUAAAGAUGACCCAAGCAACUUACACUGUAUGCAUCAGAUCCUUAAUGUAUUCUUGUAGAGCUGAUUUUCAAACGUGCUAUAGGUUUAAACCAGUUAUUACCCAGUUUUGUUAUAUCAUUGUUAUUUCCAAUUAUAAAGCGCAACAGAAUUUGCUGCACUAUAUAAGAAACUGUUAAUAAAUAAAUAAACAUACUGUACAUCACUUCGCUUAUCUCAAAAUAUCUUCCAACCCGACCUCUUCAAUCUUCACAAGAUCUACACUCAUUACUCGCUCCCACUCACGAUUGCAGGACUUUCUUCGGGCUGCACCCACUCGGUGGAAUGCUCUACCACGCUCAAUAAGACUCUCCUCUAGUCUCCAAACCUUCAAGCGUUCCCUGAAAACUCGCCUCUUCAGGCAAGUUUAUCAAAUUCCAGAACCGCCCACAUAAUAACUUUCAUAAACAUUCCUAUCAAAUUGCAUCCACUCUAUACAGUCCACACAUAUCCUCACAUGUCUUCUCAUUCUUCACUUUCCCUUUCACCCGACCCUGGUUCAUCAUUGCUGUGUGACCAUAUCAUACUGCCCACCAAGAACCUUUGCAAUCUGGUGGACAACUAUGCAAUAGAUAGGCAUGAAUACACAAAUAUAGGUGCUAUUUCCCUAUAGAUUGUAAGCUAGUGAGCAGGGCCUUUCUCCCUCUAUGACUGUUUGUAAUUACUCAGAUUUGUUAUAUCAUUGUUAUUUCCAGUUGUAAAGCGCAACGGAAUUUGCUGCGCUAUAUAAGAAACUGUCAAUAAAUAAUAACUAGUGCAAGCAAGGCAAUGACAGCGAAUGUCUGGCUGCUGUAGAUUACUGCACAUUUGCAUUUUGUACUUUUGGUUGAUAAAUAACAUACACAGUUAAAUAGUGUGUGAUACUGAAGAUAGAUAGAUAGAUAGAUAGAUAGAUAGAUAGAUAGAUAGACAUUAAAAAGAUAGACAGUCAAAAGGUCGACACACACAAAAAUGUGGGUGUUUUGUGUUUUUAAAUUUUUUUUACCCCAAUUUAUUGAAAUGUGUUCACUUGCCACACUUUGGGCAUGGUGGCUUACUACACUUCACUCACCACAAGGUUACUAAUGGUGAUAGUUUGUGACAUGGAUAGUCAAUUUGAUGAAAUGCGUCCCAACCACUUCCCCAGUUAAUGCUAAUAAAGAUGGAUUACGAAACUGUAAAAUAUAUGGCUCCACAGUUUAAA